Messenger RNA from Hyla sarda, 1728 nucleotides. RefSeq names its product cellular communication network factor 4 (gene CCN4). Gene Ontology annotation, biological process: cell adhesion; signal transduction. The transcript is spliced from 5 exons. Gene Ontology annotation, molecular function: integrin binding; heparin binding. Gene Ontology annotation, cellular component: extracellular matrix; extracellular region. Lineage: Eukaryota; Metazoa; Chordata; Amphibia; Anura; Hylidae. The record is from RefSeq and is a predicted model, not a curated record. The coding region runs from base 154 to 1230 and encodes 358 amino acids.
CUAGCUUUCUGCAUGUGUGAACUGGGACUGCAUGUGUGAACUGGGACUGCAUGCGUGAACUGGGACUGCCUGGUAUACCAAGUCACUAGAUAUUCUGUAUCCAGGAGAAUUCCUUCUGCCUCCGAUCAAUGUAUUUAACACUGGUUCCUAGUGAUGAGGUGGCUCUUAUAUUGGAUUCUAGCAGCAAGCAGCAUUGGUCAGGUCCUUUUACAAAACACCACCACAACGCCACCUGUCCUUGCUGUCUCCGAAGAGUACACUAGGACUCAGUACUGCAAAUGGCCAUGCGAUUGCCCGCCAGACCCACCCAUAUGCCCACCCGGGGUCAGCCUGGUCAUAGACGGUUGUGACUGUUGUAAGACAUGUGCAAAACAGUUGGGAGAAAACUGUACAGAGGCGGAUACAUGUGACACGCAUAAGGGGUUAUACUGUGACUACAGCAGGGACACGCCGAGGUACGAAGUAGGUGUCUGUGGACAGAUGACUGGCAUCGGCUGUCUACUGAACGGUGUGCGGUAUGUCAACGGCCAGAGCUUUCAGCCAAAUUGCAAAUUCAACUGCACCUGCCUUAACGGGGACAUAGGCUGCGUCCCUCUCUGUAUGAACUCACGCCCCCCGCUGGUGUGGUGUCAGAACCCCAAACGGGUGAAAAUGGCGGGAAAAUGUUGCGAGCAAUGGAUAUGCGACGAUUCCAAGAGGUUUAGGAAAGCGUCUCCGCGACACAUCGCCUCUCCAGUUUAUGGUGGAGAAAGUGAAUCGUGGCACAAUAACUGCAUCAUCCAGACCACGCCGUGGAGCCCGUGCUCAAAGACGUGCGGAAUGGGAAUAUCUACACGCAUAUCCAACGACAAUGACAAGUGUAAGCUCUUGAAGGAAAGCCGUCUCUGCAACACCAGGCCCUGCGACGUGGACAUAACCAAGCAUUUCCGGCCCGGUAAAAAAUGUCUGGCAGUCUACCGGGAACCCAAACCAAAAAACUUCACUAUUUCAGGCUGUGUGAGUAAGAAAGCCUACAGACCCAAAUACUGUGGUGUGUGCUCGGAUGACAGGUGCUGCACUCCAUACAAGUCUAAGACCAUCCGAGUCGAGUUUGACUGCCCGGACGGGACCGGGGUCUCCUGGAACGUCAUGUGGAUCAAUGCUUGUUUUUGUAACCUGAACUGCCGGCGACCAAAUGACAUUUUUGCAGAUCUGGAAAGCUACCAUGACUAUACUGAGAUUGUGAACUGAGGAACCGAGCGAGAGACAACGAAGACCUGUGGUGCCUCAGUCCUGAAGGAUCCAUAGAUGCUAUGUUGAUCUUGGUGCUAUACCUUCGUAAAGUGCAUUAUUGAGUCUCAGGAUCAGAGUUGCGACUUAUAACCCACUGCCUAACUUAUUGGUAUUACCUAAAAGACAUACGGCACUUUUAUAUGAAGAUAUUAUGAUAGAAGAUAAGUGCCCUGUUCUCUCCUUGUCGCCUUCUAUUAUCUCCUUUCAAGCAACAUAUUGUAAAUCUAGGCCGACCAGAGUUUUGUUAUUUUCGAGCGUAAGGCUGGGUUCACAUUGAUGUUCAGGGACGUGCACAUAUAGACUCAAAAGGGGGCUUGAACCCCUGCCCUUUUAAUUCACCUACCCUAUGAUUGGGACCUCCGUGGGGAGAUGUGGAUCCUAUUCAGCUGACAUGACUGCCGGAGGGCCCUUAACCCAGAAAUUGUGAUGUGUUAACAUGUGGAAGGUUUUUAAAAA